Messenger RNA from Striga asiatica, 693 nucleotides. NCBI's taxonomy places the organism in Eukaryota, Viridiplantae, Streptophyta, Magnoliopsida, Lamiales, Orobanchaceae. The record is from the annotation of a GenBank genome assembly.
AUGAGAAACCCUCCCACUAUGACGAGGUACUGUCUGCAUUGGUACACUCUCAGUGUGCCGUGUUACGUCGAAAUCCGAUCGCCCCUCACCACCUCUAAUGCUCGAAAUCUGGCCGUGCCAAUCGCUACAACUCCGAGCGCCGCUGCUACUCCGACGAUUCACGCGAGCCUAUCUUCGACCGCCGCCUGCUCGCAAACCCUCGGCAACCAGCAACAACCGGCGAGCCCUCUGUUCCCUCCGCGAGCAGCAACCGUGCCGGCCUUCGAUGAACCUACAACCACAGCCACCAAGAAUCGCCGGCGAGCUCUUGACCUCCGCCAGCAACGGGCCGCGCGUGACGAGCAGCAGAUUCCGCUCCGCCAACAACCACCACCAGAUCCUCCCCCAACCACCACCAGCCCCGCCACCUACUCGAAACACCACCAGCCCCACCAUCGACACCAACCACCACCAGCCCUGCCACAGCCGCGAACAAACCCGCCACUGCACAACCACCGUCUGCAAUUAUCACCACCGCCAUAUAGCCUCUCCAGCCAACACCAACGUUGCUGUCAAUCUUCGUCUCUGAUGCCGUCGGCGCCGUCCAUCUCCUCUCUGUGUGUCGCCAUCUUCGGUGUCCAAGUUCAGGCAAUUUCCAUAAGCGCCGUCCAUCUCCUCUCUGUGUGUCGUCAAUGGAACACCUCCGAAAAAUGA